This is a messenger RNA of Pomacea canaliculata, 1008 nucleotides long. RefSeq lists its product as uncharacterized. The record is from RefSeq and is a predicted model, not a curated record. The transcript is spliced from 4 exons. The coding region runs from base 115 to 447 and encodes 110 amino acids. Lineage: Eukaryota; Metazoa; Mollusca; Gastropoda; Architaenioglossa; Ampullariidae.
ACACACAAACAGCCUCAGUGGGUCAUUGUGAUGCUGUCUGUCCUUGUGUGUUCAGUUACAAACUGUAUUGCUACAACGGUCUAAGAUCUUCCAAAGUUUGUUAAUCUGUUCAUCAUGAAGUACGUGUUGUCACUCUGUAUUUUCAGUGCCUUUUUCAUGAACCUCGCACACUGCGACUGCACCACAACAUGCACGAAUUCUCUUCAAUCGGCUGUCAGAGGAGUCAGAAGUCAAGAUCAGAUCUGCCCUCUUAUACGGACUUAUCUGAAUUGUCUUGAGGAGACUUGCAAGGUAGAGCUGUCGUCAUAUUACCCAUUGCUGGAAAAACUUAUGAAGGAUAAUGGCGUUUCUUGUAGUUUAAACGCCGCCUCAAGGUCUGUGUCCCUCAGCCUCCUCACAGUGUGUGGCUCCGUGCUGCUGACUGCUUACAGAAUCUUCAGCAUGUGAUCCUCUCAGUCUGUGUGACAAAACAGUGAACUGUUUAAUUAUUUCUGUAACAAUAUCUAACCUAAUAUAACAGGCAUUUCAGCUUCUUAUUUGUUAUGGGAAUAGCACACAUUCACUGUUUAUGUGCACAACUUUUGUUGUAUGUUAGUUUUUAAAAUGUCUGUUUUGUUCCAGAUGUUUAGCUCAACUCUACACAACAGUUUUUAAUAAUUGACAUAUAAAAUAAAUGUGUCGCGGUCACAAUUGUGAAAAAUAGUUAAGCCUAAUAAGCCAACAUAUCAUACUUGAUACUUAUAUGAAGAAAGUCUUUAAGAAAGCAUGUGCCACGAAUAAAUGUAGAGCCUUGUUCAGCGAAAUAUUUUUUUUUUAAUAUUUCAUCGCUUACCAUUGAUGACUGACGAGGUGAGUUUUGUAGUUAAAAUAACAAGAAUCAGAACCUUGUGAAUGGUUCGAAUAUUUUUUAGGACAAUCCUUACCUUGUAUUCUCAAUUUUUGUUUAAACUUCUAGAAUGAGUCAGUUGUUUGAAUCGUGUGGAUAUUUGCAUUAAAUUUAUCAAAACC